AAAUACCCAGGCCACCCACGGAGCUGAGGCCAAACACUUCAGGUGCCUUUAGCCCGUUCCCCAUCGCAGUGGUUACCGCCCGUUUUCCUGGCCGGCUGACUCACUGAGACCACUUCAUACACCGCCACCUUCCUGCCUCCACGCCAUUUCUGGCCACUUUUUGGCUCCCUCGGGUACUUAACUGCAACCCCUGGCUGCCGGAGCCUUCUCUGGUCAUAUCCCAGCACUUGCCCUACCCUGGGAUGUUACUGGCCUUUUCUGGAUCUUUCAGAGAUAAGAGCAUGGACCUUGGCAGUACAGGGCCCAGUCCUCUGGGAAGGAGGGAUAGGGGGUUUCAGGCUGCUGUCCUCAAGAUACAUAAAGUUGAGAAAAGAGAGAUUUCACAAGCCUCAAAGAGUCAGUGGGGUCCUCUCUAGGUACUUCUCUCUAGGAAAGGAGCUUUAAAAAGCUAUUGUAUUCCCAGGAGGAUGACAGAAGGACCAAGGCACUGAUGUUUGAUCGGGAAGCUUUACAACAUUGAAUAGAAUCUUCAGAAUGGCUUUGAACUCGACAAGCUAGAAAUCCCUUCAAAACACCACCUUCAGUAUGCAUCUCCCCCAGUGGGCUUUCCUGGCCAGGAACUUUUUGUAGAGGUUGUGCUGCAGAGCGCCAGAAUGCUGAUGCCCAUGGAACCAGCUUAGUGGAUUUGACUUUUCUGGUAGAAUUCUCUUGCUGUAUUAUAUAGAACUCUCUCCCAGAGUUCUAAGAAGUGUGGAGGUAUUCAUGGCACUGAAGAGUAUGUGGGGAAGGAAGUAGCACUUUCAUGCUGAAUGAAAACGAAGUAGGUGAUAUUUGUGGCUGAAAACAUUUAAACCUUUCACGUCUGCAUUUCCUGGAUCGGGGACACAGAGGAACAGUUGCUGCUGGGGCACAAGAAGCGAUCCCAGACAAGAAAACCCAAAUAAAUAGAAUGAGGGCAACAGGCAAGUAAAUGGCCACCACUACCUCAACAGAGCCGACAUCAGCCUCCUGGUGGAAUUAUUUCUUCCUGUAUGAUGGUUCAAAGGUAAAGGAAGAAGGAGAUCCGACAAGAGCUGGCAUUUGUUAUUUCUACCCUCCUCAGACCCUGCUCGACCAGCAGGAGUUGCUCUGUGGACAGAUUGCGGGUGUCGUGCGCUGUGUCUCGGACAUAUCCUCCUCUGCCCCGACCCUCGUCCGUCUGCGGAAGCUGAAGUUUGCCAUAAAGGUGGACGGAGAGUACCUUUGGGUCCUGGGCUGUGCCGUGGAGCUCCCUGACAUUAGCUGCAAACAGUUUCUGGAUCAGCUUAUUGGAGUCUUCAACUUUUACAAUGGACCUGUUUCUCUGGCUUACAAGAACCACACUCAGGAAGACCUACGUGCUGAAUGGGACACCUUCAUUGAACAGAUUCUGAGGAACACCAGCGAUCUGCACAAGAUAUUCUGUUCCCUCUGGAACCUGGACCAGACUCAGGUGGAGCCCCUGUUGUUGCUGAAGGCGGCGCUCAUCCUGCAGACCUGUCAGCGCUCACCUCACAUUCUCGCCGGCUGCGUCCUCUAUAAGGGACUGAUUGUCAGCACCCAGCUCCCAUCCUCCCUCACGGCCAAGGUCCUGAUUCAGCCAGCUGCAUCUCAGAACCAGAGAAGACCUGCAGGAGGGGGCGGCCCACAGGAACGGGGAGCAGCACUCCCCCCAAAUGUCCAGAUCAUGCCUGUGUUCCUGACCAAAGAGGAGGCCACCAGUCUCCAUGAAUUCCCGAGGGAGCAGUCAGCCAGCCCUGCUGUAGCACCAGCCAGACUCCAGGAGCGCCCAGCCCGGCAGCCUCCACGCCCUCAGAGCACCGUUGCCCCGACAGACAAGACCACUGACCACAUGGAAGCCAUGGCCUGGAUGCUGGCAGCCAUUCCUGAGUCUGCUGCGUGUCCUGAUGGAGCCUGGCCAGAUGGCAGGGGGCAGAACGGGCACUUGCCUGGCCAUGAUCUGGAGGAGGUCAGGCCUGCAAACCUGCACAGCCCUAUCAGGGACGAGGAUCCCGGUCUUGGCUGCUCCCUGGCAAAGGAAUUUCAUCUUACCUGUGGGGAGGAGGAACCAGACUUGUCUGCCAUCCACAUUCCAGAAGCUCAGGAAACAGGAGCAUGCUCGGGUUAUUUUGCCCUCCCAAGUAUGGGUGCCCCAGACGGUGGUGGUCCUUGCUUUGAGGAAUUUGUCAGCAUCUCUGGCGACCGGGAACCAGAGCCACCUGACACCCUGCCUGUGGUCAUGGCCUCCAGCAGCCUCCUCCCUCCGUCUACUCCUGAGAUGCUCAGCCAGAACGGAGCCCUGAAACAGCACGAUGACCUCCCAGAGGACAGCAGCCAAGCCCCCUUUCCCAGGGAAGACCACCUGUCCAGAAGGACGAGCAGGCCUCGGUCUUGGCCUUGCUCAGACUUGAGGCAGAGAGGAACCAUGCUGCCCAUGAGGGGACAGGGCCUGGAGUGUGUUGGGGUUCACGACAGCUGCUCAGCACCCAGCAGCUCAGACUUGGCAGAGUCUCAGGAUGACAGCAGUUCCCCUGCAGACAGAAGUGACCCCAGGCCGACCCCAGCAUCCUGUAUGGGCCUCGUGCCAACGACGCUCUACACCCACAGUGUUAACGGGCUGGUGCUGUCCCUGCUGGCCGAGGAGCCGCUGCUGGGCGACGAUGCCGCCAUCGAGGAGGUGUACCACAGUAGCCUGGCGUCCCUGAACGGGCUGGAGGUCCACCUGAAGGAGACGCUUCCCAAAGACGUGGCUGCCUCCCCCAGCAGGAUGUACAACUUCACGCAUUAUGACCGCGUCCAGAACGUGCUGACCACAAACCUGCCACAGGCAGCCACCUCCCAGGACCGCCGCUUCCUCCGGGCCGUCAGCCUCAUGCACUCGGACUUUGCCCAGCUGCCCGCGCUGUACGAGAUGACGGUCAGGAAUGCCUCCACUGCAGUGUACGCCUGUUGCAGCCCGGCCCAGGAGACCUACUUCCAGCAGCUGGCUGCGGCGGCACGGAGCUCCGGCUUCCCCAGCCCGCAGGAUGGUGCCUUCAGCCUCCCGGGCAAAGCCAAGCAGAAGCUGCUGAAGCACGGGGUGAACCUGCUGUGAGCCAGGCUGGAGGGCACGAGGGGCUCCCCCGCCCGCAGCGGGGAGGCCUGCCUUCUUCAACAGAAGACGUCCCUCGGUUUUCUCUGUCUCGGUAGAGUCCCCUUUGCAGACACCAUAAUGACAAUUGAGUGUCUGUGAACUCGUUUGGGAGCCCAGGGUUUCAGUGGGUAGUACUCUGGGUCAGCAGGUCCAGAGCUCAUGGUAAAGGGCCUUAUGACACUGGCCACAGCCUACCAAAGAGGGCUGGGGCCUGACGCUCACUCUGCGUCUGAGGCUCCCAGCAUUUCUCACUACUGCUCCCAUCAAGGCUUAACUAGUACCACGAAUGUUCAGGUGGCUGUUUCCUCCAGAACCCCAUUGUUCUGAGUCCCGUGGACAUCGUGAGGUGGGCUGCACAGGGGGGUAGAAGUGGUUUGCAAGUGGACAGGGACUCCCACACCUCGGGUGU
Lontra canadensis (Northern American river otter) is the source of this 3560-nucleotide messenger RNA. It is a transcript of the gene HPS4, whose product is annotated as HPS4 biogenesis of lysosomal organelles complex 3 subunit 2. Lineage: Eukaryota; Metazoa; Chordata; Mammalia; Carnivora; Mustelidae. Gene Ontology annotation, biological process: vesicle-mediated transport. The record is from RefSeq and is a predicted model, not a curated record. The transcript is spliced from 14 exons. The coding region runs from base 971 to 3112 and encodes 713 amino acids.